UCAUUUUUAAUUAUUUAUUCGUAAAUCAUUGGGAAAAUGGGGAUAAAAUUAUAAUUUUUUUAUUUACAUGUAUUUGGAUUUAUAUGAAAUCCUACUUCAUAGCUUAAAGUGUUACAGCUCAAUUGCUUAAUAAAUACUUUCACUGACCUACUUUCAAAUAAAAUUUUAUAAUGCAUACCAGGUAUUGGACUGGUGUAAAAUUGUUUACAAAAAAAUUUCAUUCUUCCUGCAUCAGAUUGAAUGCUACAGUUAUAGAUGGGAAAAGUAUUGCUAAUACUAUAUUAAAUGAACUACGCCUGGAAACUCAAGAAUGGGUUUUGAAAGGGAAUCGGCCUCCCCAUUUAGUAGCUGUUUUAGUUGGACAAAAUCCAGCUAGUAAAAUUUAUGUGUCAAACAAAAUGAAAGCUGCUAAAGUUGUUGGUAUCGAAACAAAAACAAUGAAGUUCAGCGCAUCAACAAGUGAAAAUGAGCUUCUUGCUUGUAUCAAAUGUUUAAAUCAUGAUGAAAAUGUUGAUGGAAUCCUAGUCCAGUUACCACUUCCUGAUCAUAUUACUGAACGAACUUUGUGCAAUGCUGUGGCACCACACAAGGAUGUUGAUGGUUUUAACAUUGUUAAUAUUGGAAGAUUUUGUUUGGAUAUGCAAUGUUUGGGACCAUGUACACCAUUGGGUGUUCAUGAGUUAAUUCGAAGAACAGGAAUUUCUACUCUUGGUAAAAAUGCCGUUGUUUGUGGAAGRUCAAAAAAUGUGGGUAUGCCUAUUGCUAUGUURCUCCAUGCAGAUAAUGCAGGUGAGACAUCAGCAAUGGAUGCAACAACAACAAUAUGCCAUCGAUAUACUCCACCAGAUCAACUAGCUUUAUUUACUAAAACAGCUGAUAUUAUUGUAUCAGCAGCAGGUGUUCCGAAUUUAAUUCGUGCUGAUAUGGUUAAACCAGGAGCAGCCAUAAUUGAUGUAGGAAUAACCAGGGUGGAAGAUCCGAAAACAUCUAAAUCAUAUCUAGUGGGUGAUGUUGACUUUGAAAAAGUUAAAGAAGUAGCAGGAUACAUAACACCUGUCCCCGGAGGAGUUGGUCCAAUGACAGUGGCAAUGUUAAUGCAUAAUACAAUUGCUGCUGCUAAAAAAACUGUGAUUUAUAACAUACUUGAUCCUGGUGCUGUAAUAUAUAAACAAGCCUCACAAUUAAAACCAUAAAUAAAAUGCAAAACAAGUUAUAAACAACUCAGUUAUUUGAUUUUAUCGGAAAAAAAUUUGG
Diuraphis noxia (Russian wheat aphid) is the source of this 1254-nucleotide messenger RNA. It is a transcript of the gene Nmdmc, whose product is annotated as NAD-dependent methylenetetrahydrofolate dehydrogenase. NCBI's taxonomy places the organism in Eukaryota, Metazoa, Arthropoda, Insecta, Hemiptera, Aphididae. The record is from RefSeq and is a predicted model, not a curated record. Gene Ontology annotation, biological process: tetrahydrofolate interconversion. Gene Ontology annotation, molecular function: methenyltetrahydrofolate cyclohydrolase activity; methylenetetrahydrofolate dehydrogenase (NADP+) activity; methylenetetrahydrofolate dehydrogenase (NAD+) activity. Gene Ontology annotation, cellular component: mitochondrion.